CCCACAUAUACAAAUUACAAAGUUCUCUUUCUCUUGGCCCUUUGACUCAAAAAUAUUCUAUCUCCUCCUUCACUCAACCCUUGUUCCUUCGACCAGAGCCGUGACCUCCAUUAACUCUUCUCAUCAUCAUCUUCCAAGCAAUCACACAUGUCGUCGAUUAUCAAUCGAGGAUUCGUUUGAUUUUCAUCUGAAACCCUAAUAAGCCCGUUCUUCUUAUUCAUCAGUUCAUCGAUUUAUUCAAAAUUAGGGUUCUGCACAAAAUUAUAAUGUUCAAUCAGCUCCCUUGGGUUACGGCUUCUUCAAUCAUCCUUGUCAACAAUCUUCGUGUUCUUGGUCCUGGUUUGAAUCCGUUUGCUCCUUACAACAUGGCUAAUUACUUCUCUUCCUCUCGCUAAUUUCAAUUUCUCCUGCGUUUUCGCCUACUUUCGCUUUUACGAAGUUUGAUUUUAUUUCAGUUCUUUUGUCCGAAAAAUUAUGUAAAACAGUGAAUAUUGUCAUCUGGGUUUAUCGAUUUUUCGACCUUAGGUUUUCACUUGAUUGAUUGAUUGACUAAAAGGGAGUUUUUGAGCUCUAAGAAUAAAAGAAAAGAAAAAGGUUGUCAAAGGCUUCAUCAAUUGAUUGCUGUUUUUGGGGAAACGGGUUUCCUCUGUUGAGGGCAACAGUGAUCAUGCUAAUUACGCCUCAAGGGGAGCAUUUGGGAUUUUCCCGGCGAAGGUUGUCGAGGAAGCGGUCUCUUAGGUCGAGCAUUGAUACUGAUGAUAGAGGUUGGACUCCGCUUCACAUUGCUGCUCGGAAAGGGGACCUUAAGGAGGUUAAACGAUUGCUUAAUGAGGGGAUGGAUGCAAAUCUGGCAGCUUGGGGAACCAAAAUGCAAGGGGUCACUCCUCUUCACCUUGCUGCUGAAGGGGGUCAUUUAAAAGUCAUGGACGUGCUGCUUGAGCGAGGUGCUAAUAUCGAAGCUAGAACCAAGGGUCCCUGUCGUUGGACACCGCUCCACUUAGCAGCUAAAGAAAGGAAUAGGGAAGCAGUCAAAUUUCUGGUUGAGAAUGGGGCAUUCCUACCACCUGAUAUAAAUGACAGCCGAUUUAACCCACCAUUACACUAUUGCCCGGGCCUUGAAUGGGCUUAUGACGAGCUGAAGCGUUUGCAGGAAAAGGAAAGUUCAUUGUCUUCUGGUGAGACAUCAUAUAGCUCUGAAAACUGAAGCUGCCUUUCCCACCACCUUUCACUCUCAUCAUCUAUGUUUUUAGCUUUUUAGCGGCGUUUAUGUUUAUUAUUUUUAUGUUGUUGAUUAUGAUAGACAGUUACUGGUUUACGUUUAGGUAUGUUGUGUGAAUUAAUGGGCUGCUAAGCUCUGUAUUACGUAUAAUUAGGAAGGAACCCAACAAUGUUGCGUGGUUUGUUUUGUUCACAUGGAUAAUGCCUUAGACAGAGGGUUUUUCGCCUCUUGGUUUGA
Messenger RNA from Spinacia oleracea (spinach), 1456 nucleotides. Its product is annotated as phytochrome-interacting ankyrin-repeat protein 2. The record is from RefSeq and is a predicted model, not a curated record. Gene Ontology annotation, biological process: protein K6-linked ubiquitination. Gene Ontology annotation, cellular component: BRCA1-BARD1 complex; BRCA1-A complex. NCBI's taxonomy places the organism in Eukaryota, Viridiplantae, Streptophyta, Magnoliopsida, Caryophyllales, Amaranthaceae. The transcript is spliced from 3 exons. The coding region runs from base 668 to 1204 and encodes 178 amino acids. Gene Ontology annotation, molecular function: protein binding; ubiquitin-protein transferase activity.